UGAAUUUUGAGCUGUGAUUUUUGAGUGUUCUUUCGUCGUGUGCCGGUUACCAAUUUUUCUUCGGUUACAUUAGUUUUUCAGUUAGUUGUAAGUUGAUUAAGAAUACAGAAUAACAUAAUGAUUACAGAACCGACAGUAUCGUUGAUACAGGUAUUAGAAAAGACUAUAUCACCAGAUCGAAAUGAAUUGGAAGCAGCAGAAAAAUACCUUGACCAUGCAGCUGUAUCGAACUUUACAAUUUUCAUCAAGAUGUUAUCAGAUGUGCUGGUCCAGGGAGGCAAUAGUCAAGUGGCUAGAAUGGCUGCUGGCUUGCAGUUAAAAAAUCACCUGACCUCGAAAGACCCUACACUAAAACAACAAUACCAGCAGAGAUGGCUAGAUCUAUCAGAAGAUACAAGACUCUACAUAAAAAAAAAUAUUCUAGCAGCAAUCGGUACAGAGAAUAGUAGGCCCAGUUCUGCUGCCCAAUGUGUUGCAUAUGUAGCAGUAGCAGAACUAGCUGUAGGACAAUGGAAUGGUCUGAUUCCCAUUUUAGUUGAAAAUGUGGUCAAUCUUCAAUCAACAGAACUAAAGAAAGAAGCAAGCUUAGAGGCUAUUGGUUAUAUUUGUCAGGAAAUUGAUGCUGAAGUACUAACAGAACAAAGUAAUGCAAUUUUAACUGCCAUUAUCCAUGGCAUGAGAUCAUCUGAACCAAGUUCUCAUGUUCGCUUAGCUGCCACUCAAGCUCUGCUCAAUUCGCUUGAAUUCACCAGGGCUAAUUUUGAUAAAGAAAAUGAGAGGAAUUUUAUCAUGGAAGUUGUCUGUGAGGCAACACAAUCCCUUGAUAUGAGGAUUAGUGUAGCGGCACUUCAGUGUUUAGUGAAAAUAUUAUCUCUAUAUUACCAAUAUAUGGAACCAUAUAUGGGACAAGCUCUUUUCCCUAUUACAUUAGAAGCCAUGAAAUCUGACAUUGAUGAGAUAUCAUUACAAGGAAUAGAGUUUUGGUCAAAUGUAAGCGAUGAAGAAAUAGAUCUAGGAAUUGAAAUGGCAGAGGCAAAUGAAGCAGGCCGGCCACCAGUUAGAACAUCAAGAUUCUAUGCCCGAGGGGCUUUGCAGUAUAUUGCUCCAGUGCUAAUGCAAAAACUUACAAAACAGGAAGACUCUGAUGAUGAACUUGAAUGGAACCCAUCCAAAGCUGCUUCGGUGUGUUUGAUGCUGCUUUCAAAUUGCUGUGAAGAUGACAUUGUUCCUCAUGUUUUGCCAUUUAUUCAAUCAAACAUAAAAAGUGAAAAUUGGAGAUUCAGAGAAGCAGCUCUAAUGGCAUUUGGUUCUAUCUUAGGUGGUUUAGAAUCCGCUACUUUAAAACCACUAGUAGAAGAAGCUAUGCUGACUCUCAUUCAAGCUAUGUAUGAUUCAAGUGUAGCGGUAAGAGAUACAGCAGCUUGGACAUUUGGUAGAAUAUGUGAAAUUGUCCCAGAAGCAGCCAUCAACGAUACCUAUCUUAAACCACUUCUAGAAAGUCUCAUGAGUGGACUGAAGGGGGAACCCCGAGUCGCAGCGAAUGUCUGCUGGGCGUUUACGGGAUUAGCCGAAGCUGCAUACGAAGCCGCCGAUUGCAGCGACUCUCAUCAGCCCAAGACAUACUGCAUGUCCACAUACUUCGAUUACAUUGUUGAACGCCUUCUAGAGACCACAGACCGCCAAGAUGCAGCACAGCAUAAUUUGCGAUCAGCUGCUUAUGAGGCUCUCAUGGAAAUGGUUAAAAACUCUCCAACUGACUGUUAUGUCACAGUGCAGAAAACUACAAUGGUCAUAUUAGAGCGGUUGCAGCAGGUGCUUCAAAUGGAGAAUCAUAUCUCUAGCCAAGUUGAUAGGUCUCAGUUGAUUGAUCUUCAGAGCCUGCUAUGUGCCACUCUGCAAUCGGUCCUUCGCAAGGUAACGCCAGAGGAUGCACCGCAAAUAUCUGACGCAAUUAUGACGGCGCUGUUGACGAUGUUCGCCGGUAAUGCCGGCAAGGCUGGGGGAGUUCAGGAAGAUGCUUUAAUGGCAGUAUCUACAUUAGUUGAAGUGUUAGGGGAAGGUUUUCUUAAAUAUAUGGAUGCUUUCAAACAAUAUCUUUAUGUUGGUCUUAAAAAUCACCAAGAGUAUCAAGUUUGCAUAGCUGCUGUGGGUGUUACAGGUGACAUAUGCCGUGCGCUAAAAAGUAAGGUGCUGCCUUACUGUGAUGAAAUCAUAGUACUAUUACUGCAGAAUCUUGGUGACCCAUCAAUCCAUCGUUCAGUAAAACCUCAAAUUCUGUCAGUGUUUGGAGAUAUAGCUCUCAGUAUCGGGCCUGACUUUAAGACAUAUUUUGAUGUAGUCAUGCAAAUGUUGCUGCAGGCCAGCAACGCACAAGUGGAUCGCACUGACUAUGAUAUGGUAGAAUAUUUAUGUGAGUUACGGGAAAGCGUGCUAGAGGCGUACACUGGUAUUAUUCAAGGAUUGAAGGGCACAAGUGGCGAAAUACAAGUGGACGUAGCCGUAGUGGAACCACACGUUGGUGCGAUUGUGAAUUUCAUGAUCCAAGUGGCGUCGGAGCCGGAGCGCACGGACGGGCACAUGUCUGUGAUCGCGGGGCUCACGGGCGAUCUGUGCACGGUGUUUGGGCAGCGCGUGCUGCCGUUGUUGGAGACGCGGCCGUUGCUGGACCUGUUGCAGGCUGCGCGCAUGUCCCGCACGCCGCGCACCAAAACCCUCGCCAACUGGGCCACCAAGGAGAUCCGCAAGCUCAAGCAGCAGGCGCCGCUCGCUAGCUGAUUUGAAUCAUCAUGGAACAAAAGUGAUGUAACGAAGUUUCAAACAACUUACUGCUGGUAAAUUCAAUGUAUUAUUGGGAGGUCAUAUCAUGACAUCGUUUUUAAGUCGUUAGGUGCAUAAUUUAACUGGGUCAUUAAUAGUUGCUUAUUAUUUUUAAUUUACUACACAUAAUACAUUUCAGUCUUCCAAUAUUAAUUUAUUACUUAUUUAAUAUAUGUAUGUUCCAAUACAUAUAUUUAGAUAUGAUUUUUUUCUAUUGUAACUUGAAUUCUCUAUAUUUGAAAUAAUCUACCGUUUUCGCUUAUUUAAUGUUUUUUUUUUGUGUAUGGGAGUACAAAAAGGUUUGUUUUUAUUAUGAAUCACUUAGUGGUUACAAGGCCAAUGCACCUAGCGCAGCACUUGAAAUACUGUGUAAUGCCUCACCAUAAUCUUUCCGUAAUAUUCUAAAAAAAUAUUAAAGCAUUUUCCUAUUUGGUAUUAUAGAUACAGACAGUGGCUGUGGUAUCUUUACUUAUGUGAUGCGAAAGAGAGUUGUAUGGAAGUUGAUGUAUGUUAUUUUAGGCAUGAUGCACAUUUGCAAGGGAUUAUGAAUUGUAUAAAUUUGUUUUGUAAGGUAUGAAAGUAUCUAUGAAAGAUGAAGAAUGGAUGGUGAUAUGUGUAUGUGAAUAAACAUAUUUUGUAAACUAAGACAUGUAUCAGCCCCUGAAAAGGAUUGGUAUCUUUGUCAUAAGGUUUCACGAGCGAGACGUAAGGACGCCAUAUUGGUGCCCAAUUCUUUUGUUUCAUCACGAUAAUUUCCAAUACUUGUGAUAGUUAUUAAAAAAAAUGUAUUGCAUCGCCACAAUAUUGCAAGUACAUUUAGAAUUUUCCACGACUAUUUCGUAAUUUUACAAAAAAAAAAAAAAUAAUAAAAUAAAUUUUGUGAUGAACAAAAAGAAAUUAUUGCCUUUAUUCUCAAGCUCAAGUUUUGUACAUAUGUAAUUAACAGCUCUUUCUUGACAUACAUAAUACAUUUUAUUGGCCGAGAAAGCACUGACAAGUAAAAUAUUAAGAUACAUUCUGUACUGCCGUUAUUUUGUGUUGUUAAAAAAUUUCGUUUUAGAAUCUCAGUUGUUUAGUAAUUUUAAAACUCUUGACGAUUUUGAAUGUUGAAUUUGUUUCUUUUAUGAAGUUUAAUAAUAUUAAUUGGUUAAAUAAACUAAUUUGUUAGUAUUAUCAGUAAAUAGUUAACAACGUCCAAUCUAAGCUAUAAUAAUUUAUACACAGACAAUAAUACUUCCUUUAAUCAAUUGUAAAUUUUGUUUUGCUAUUUAUGUCAGUGCCUUAAAGCAUUCGAAGAUUUUUCGGGUUCGGAAUUCCUUAUCGCGUAAAUGUUUAACAUUCACGUGAUUUUGAUUUUAAGGGAUAUCGAGGGCUGAAUCUGUUUCCCAGUAACACUAGUUAUAGCAGUAACUGACUGUAAGAUCUUAAUGAGAGCGGAAUGUAAAACAGAUUGUUUUAAUUUAAUUCGUAUUUAGAGUGUUUGCUAGUCUGUGAGCAUCACUGACAGGGAUGAUGUUUGCGCGAAUUAUGCAAGAUUUAUAUGAGAUGUCUGUUGUUACUGUGCAGCUCUUGGACAUAACCAGCUAUGAAAUAGGAAACGGCACGAAGCAAAUUAAUGACUGGUAGUUAUUGUAUAAUUUUUUAGGAUAAAAUCUUUUGCUAAAAGCGAAUAUCGCCGCUGUGUUCAAGAGCUGACUGUUAACAUUGUGUUUUACUUGAUGUGUGUAUAUGUCCAUGUUAUUACAUACUGACCGUUUAUUUCUUCGCGAAACUUUUUCAUAUUAUGUACUUAUAUUAUGGAUGAUAGGAGAAUAUGUAUGAGGACUAGUGCCAUGCCAUGAAAGGUUCUGAAUUAGAAUCAUAGGCAUUGAGUCGAUGAAUACCACCCACUUUUCCUGCGCGGAUCAAAUAUUUAGAAGAGUAUUUUGUUACAUCUUUAUUUCAUUUGUUUUACCCACAAAUACUAUCCUGUAAACCGUUCUAUGAUAAUAAAAGCAAAUUUAAAUUA
This is a messenger RNA of Pararge aegeria (speckled wood butterfly), 4825 nucleotides long. RefSeq names its product importin subunit beta-1 (gene Fs(2)Ket). The coding region runs from base 118 to 2775 and encodes 885 amino acids. The transcript has 9 exons. Gene Ontology annotation, biological process: protein import into nucleus. Gene Ontology annotation, molecular function: small GTPase binding; nuclear import signal receptor activity. NCBI's taxonomy places the organism in Eukaryota, Metazoa, Arthropoda, Insecta, Lepidoptera, Nymphalidae. Gene Ontology annotation, cellular component: nucleus; cytoplasm. The record is from RefSeq and is a predicted model, not a curated record.